Molecule: messenger RNA, 306 nt
Organism: Prunus armeniaca (apricot)
Lineage: Eukaryota; Viridiplantae; Streptophyta; Magnoliopsida; Rosales; Rosaceae
Source: the annotation of a GenBank genome assembly
AUGACCACCCACCCACGACACAAACCCACCCUUACCCAUAAACCCACACCCACCCAACCAAGGCACUACUGGUCUCCUCCACCUGUUAUCAAGGCACAACCACAUAUCCAAGGCGGUGGAUCUCCCAAUGGCGCUCACUUAAGAUGGAGAUGGCUUGGUACGGAUGUGGAGUCUACAUUAGCUAAAAUUGUGGAAGAUGUCAUAUGUAUCCACGAUGAAGGGGUUUUUGGAUCAUUGACUGGUUUCUAUGGAUCUUAUCAUCAAUUUCAUGGUUGGUUUUGCUAUUCUGUCUAUUACUUUGAUUGA